AUGUCGGCGUUACUAACUGCAGAUUGGUUCCUUUUGGACACCUACUACAGGAAAUUCGACCUGUACAACAUGAACUGGUCCAUGGAUGAUGGACUGGAGAAUAUGAUAGUAAGUGGAGCUCAGUACGGAGGCCCAAUGGCUGUGGUUAGGGACAGGAAGCAGUUUGUUAGGAUAACCGGAGCUGCUAAACCUGUUAUAACUAUCUAUAACGGAGUUGGAAAUGUUAUAUCAAAGAUUUUGUGGAACAGUGGAGAACUAGUACACAUGGGCUGGUCGGACUCGGAGCAGCUGCUGUGUGUCCAGCAAAGCGGUGAUGUUCUGGUGUACGACAUGUUCGGAGCCUAUCAGAGGACCUUCAAUAUGGGACAGGAAGUCAGAGAUACUAAGGUGUACAAAGCCCGUAUAUUCCCCAGUCCUCACGGAGUCGGUUUAGCUGUCAUCACAACUACCAACCGUAUGUUCCUGAUCAGCAAUGUGUCAGAUCCUAAAGUUAGAUCUGUACCUGAUUUACCAAGAGCAAAUGAAGCCAUAUCAUGUUGGUGUGUGAUUGGUUCUGGAAUUAUUGUAUGCAGAGACAAGGAAAUAUACAAAUGUCAACCAGGCGAAACUAGAGCUAUUCUAAUGCGUCCGGAUAUAAAAAAUCCGUAUACACAAAUCUUGUCCAUAGUAUCUUCGCAAAACGGCAAACAUGUAGCUUUGUUUACUGAUUCUGGUUUCUUAUGGACUGGAUCGUCUGAUUUCAAGACUACUUACUCAGAAAUUGACACCGGGUACAUCAAACAGCCAAAGGAAUUGAUGUGGUGCGGAUCACAAGCUGUAGUAGGACAUUGGGACGACACCCUCUCCAUAUUUGGUUCGACCAAGGGCCAAUCAUCACAGUAUCCAUACGACGGACCUUUUCACCUUAUACAAGAAAUCGAGUGCGUCCGAGUCGUCUCCGAAAUGACUCAUGAACUCAUACAAAAAGUACCUUUUGUGGUCGAAAGGAUAUUUAGAAUAAAUAGUGUCGCACCUGAAUCUUAUUUGUUGGAAGCUUCUAGACAGUUCCAGAACCACAGUCACAGAGCAGAUGAGUACAUUAGGUUGGUGAAACCGAAUCUGUCCACAGCAGUACAGAACUGUAUAGAAGCAGCUGCCUUCGAGUUCAACCCUGAAGUUCAGAAGAUGUUGAUCAGAGCCGCCCAGUUUGGCAAGUGCUUCAUAAUGGACCCUGAGCUAACAGACCUUUAUGUGAAGACCUGCAGAUGGUUGAGGGUUUUGAACGCUGUUCGAGACCCUAAAGUCGGCAUACCACUUACUUCUGUGCAAAUGACAAACCUAGGCGAGCGCGUUCUCCUGGAGCGUCUAAUACGACGUCGCCUACAUUGCCUGGCGGUGCACAUCGCGUCCUAUCUGCAGCUCAAGGAUGGAAGGACCAGGGUACUGUCUGACUGGGCUUGCUAUAAGGUGACUCAACCUCACUUGGACAACGAGAGCGCGGCGCGAGAGAUCGGCGACAAGCUGCGCAACGUGCCCGGUAUAUCAUACACUACCAUCGCUAUGAAAGCCGCCGAGAAGGGAAGGAAAGCACUUGCUAUCAAAAUAUUAGAAUAUGAAACUCACAGCAAACUACAAGUUCCAUUACUCCUGACGUUGGGCGAAGGGCCGACCGCUUUACUGAAAGCUACGGCUAGCGGUGAUACAGAUCUAAUAUACAUCGUACUAUUACAUCUUAAAGAAAAGAUGGGCAAACGGGAAUUUGAACUGACUAUACGCAGCUUCUCCCUCGCCCACGCUCUCUACAUAAAAUACUGCGCGAACAACAACAGGGAAGCAUUGCGCCAAGUUUACGUACAAGAAGACGACUUCCAAGGUCAAGCUGCCACACACAUACGUGAUGCUAUCGAACAAACCAACCCGGGGAGCAUUGAGGCGUCUCUUAUAUCUGCUAGGGAGUGCUAUAAGAAGGGCAAGAAUGAUCUAGGAGUCUCUAUCUGUGAGGAUGGUCGCAAGCUAUGCAAACAACAGUCGAGUCUACAGGAGACGUAUGGAACCAGCUUUGUAGGCCUCUCCCUACACGACUCCGUCAGAACCCUACUAGAACAAGGGGAGACCAAACUCGCUGACAAACUGCGGUCCGAAUACAGAAUGCCUGAUAGAAGAUAUUGGUGGUUACGCAUCCUAACCCUGGCUGAGAAGGAUGAUUGGGCAGAACUAGAAAGAUUCUCGAAAUCUAAAAAGUCACCGGUUGGGUACGAACCGUUCGUGGACGCUUGUCUAAAGUACUGCAAACAAGAUGAAGCUCUCAAGUAUCUGCCACGAUGCAGCGAUGAUAUCAAAGUCAAAUAUUAUGUUAAAGCUGGGUUCUACGAGGAAGCGGCAGAAGUGGCAUUUGAACAGAAGGACGAGAGUGCUCUGCUAUUUGUGCAAAAUAAAUGUCCCUUGAACGAAACUACCAAACACGCUAAGAUCUCCUCGCUACUCGAACGAUUGCCGACCAAAAAGUAA
Spodoptera littoralis (African cotton leafworm) is the source of this 2487-nucleotide messenger RNA. The record is from the annotation of a GenBank genome assembly. Lineage: Eukaryota; Metazoa; Arthropoda; Insecta; Lepidoptera; Noctuidae.